Messenger RNA from Asterias rubens (European starfish), 2913 nucleotides. Its product is annotated as transcription initiation factor TFIID subunit 5-like. Gene Ontology annotation, biological process: transcription initiation at RNA polymerase II promoter. The record is from RefSeq and is a predicted model, not a curated record. The coding region runs from base 31 to 1974 and encodes 647 amino acids. NCBI's taxonomy places the organism in Eukaryota, Metazoa, Echinodermata, Asteroidea, Forcipulatida, Asteriidae. The transcript is spliced from 17 exons. Gene Ontology annotation, molecular function: RNA polymerase II general transcription initiation factor activity; protein binding. Gene Ontology annotation, cellular component: transcription factor TFIID complex.
AGCACCAAAAACCGCCGUUUUGACUUCGCAAUGGACAAACAAACUCUAGCAGCCGUUCUACAGUUUUUACGGAAAAACAACUUAGCGGAAACCGAGGAGUUACUCAAGAAGGAAGCUAACGUAGAGGAUACCGAUGAAGGAGUGGGUACCAGUACUGAUCAAGAUGUCUCCUCAGUUUUAUCCGCCUAUAACAGCGAUGGGGAUCCUUGCCUAUAUGAAGAAUUUUACCGCGGUUUACAGAACCUUGUAGAAUCCUCACUUGACUCCAGCAAGAGUGAACUUUCCCAGGUCUUGUAUCCUGUCUUCAUUCAUAUGUAUUUGGAGCUUGUCUACAAUGGCCAUGAAAACCAAGCCAAGAAAUUCUUUGCUGCCUUCAGUGAGGACCAGGAGGAACAUCAUCAAGAAGAUCUGACUCAACUUGCAACUGUAGCCAAGAAAGAGCAUAUGAUACACAAUGAACUCAUGAUGAAUUACAGGACCAGUAAGUACGUGAUUCGGAUGUGUAGAAACUCCUACCAAACAUUGAAGAAACAACUGAAUGAUAAACAGAUUACUAUGGUACUCAUUAUAGUAGAGGAACAUCUCUUUAUUGAUGUUUUUGAUGGAGUUCCACGGAACAAGCAGCAAAUAGAGGCUACUGCAGGAGGCAUGGUUGGAGAAGCGAGAAGAGAUGCCAAUAAAGGAAGGGUUUAUUACGGCUUACUGAAAGAACCCGAGAUCGCUCUUCCUAUAGAAGAAGACGAAGAAGGAGGAGAGGAGGGAGAUAAACCAAAGAGAAAGAGACCUAAGAAAGAUUCAAGUGCCAGCAAGAAGAACAAACCAGAUCCAAACGCCCCACCGGCCAACAGAAUACCUCUUCUUGAUUUGAAAGACUCAGACAAGAUUGACCGUGCUAUUGCUCUGAGGGAGUUAUCCAAAAGGAUAAGACUUGGCCCCGACUGCCUGCCAUCCAUCUGCUUCUACACGUUCCUCAAUGCAUACCAAGGUUUAAUAUCCGUAGAUAUCAGUGAUGACUCUAGUCUGAUGGUGGCUGGUUUUGCUGAUUCUUGUAUCCGUGUCUGGGCAUUGACCCAGAGGAAACUACGUAAUAUGAAGUCUGGUAGUGAUCUUGCUCUAAUUGACAAGGAGGCUGAUGACAUCAUGGAGAGGAUUAUGGAUGAUAGGACAUCAUCAGAUUGUCGUACAUUACACGGUCACAGCGGUUCAGUCUAUUCAGUUAGUAUUAGCCCUGAUAGAACCUACAUUGUAUCAGGGUCUGAAGAUGGUACUGUCAGGGUGUGGAGUCUGUACACAUUUACUAAUCUAGUCUGUUAUAAAGGACACAACUACCCCGUCUGGGACGUCCAGUUUGGCCCAUAUGGUCAUUACUUUGUGUCUGGUGGUAAGGAUAGGACAGCAAGGCUUUGGUCAACAGAAAACUACCAACCACUCCGUUUACUUGCAGGUCACUUCUCAGAUAUAGAUUGUGUUAAAUUUCAUCCCAACUCCAACUACGUUGCUACUGGUUCAAGCGAUAGGACUAUUCGUUUAUGGGACGUACAGAAUGGAAAGUGCGUUCGAAUCAUGACUGGACACAAGGGGCAGAUACAGAUCCUGUGUUUCUCUCCGAAUGGUCACUAUCUUGCUUCAGGAGGUGCCGAUGCUAGAGUUCUGAUAUGGGAGCUAAGACAUGGUCACCUAGUAGCUGAACUUACUGAACAUACAGACACUGUCUACGCUCUGGCAUUCUGCAGGGAUGGUAGCGUACUUGCAUCAGGUGGUAUUGAUCACUGCAUAAAGCUAUGGGAUGCUAAGAAAGUAGCUACAGAAGUAGAGGCUGAAGACAUGACCACAACACCUCAUAUAGUACAAUCAGAAAAGAGUAAGUUGUUACUGGGUUCUUAUCCAACCAAGGCCACAGCUGUACACUAUCUUCACUUUACAAGACGGAACUUACUCCUGGCUGCUGGUUCUUAUACAACUGUCUCCAGUUAACAACAUAAAUGCAGGCUUUGAAAUAACCCACUGCACCCGCACGAACUGCUGUGGUGCCCUGUACUUUUGCCAGGGUGCCCUUUGCAAACUUUCAGUACAACUUGUAAUUUUCUCAUAGAAGUACUCUUAUAAGAGGAAAAUUGCUGUGCCCCCUCAAGAGGGAAGUUCAAGGCUUGUAAAUGCCCUCUGGGUUUGGAUUCUUACCACUUAAUGUUGGAUGACGUGUUGUUUUGCAAAUUGUCUUCGAGCAGACUUGCAGCAGACGGUCGUAAGGUCUGGAUUUUUGUGGACAGCGAGAGGGCUGACGUUUAUUUCCCAGUGUGUAGAGUUCAAAGGCAUGUACCUGCCAUGAUACACUGAGUUUCAUCCAAACAGUGAGGGAUAACAGGUUCUGGAAAACAUGCCUUGUAAAAUCCCUUUCUCAGGGGAGGGGGUAUUGUUUAACCCGGAGAUGAGAGUCACUGCUGACAGUUUGAAAUUUGGAUCAAGAUCUUAGGAUGUAUAUUGAAAUGAUGGCAUGUCCACCUUUUGGUAACCCCUGGAGUUUAAGGCAUGUAAGGCCUAUUUCGAAACUACGGCUUCAGCUUUGGAUUCGGCUUGAGCUCCGUUCCUUUGUCUGAAACCCUGGGCGCGUAUACGCAAAGCACGCGCAAUUGUCAAAACAGCCGCGGGGCCAGGCUAGCCUGAGCAGAAUCCAAAACCAAAUCCAGUCCGUUUUGGAAAGGGCCAUAGAUUCAAAGGAGCUUUUGACAAAGAGUCAGACUUAAUUAGAAGAAAAAAUACAUAUCUUUUUUUUUGCAGGCAGACUUUAAAAAGUCUGAAUUCAGAUGAAAGUAUCAAAUUCCUCAUCCCUGGUACCCCAGACCUUUGCCUGUGGUUUUUGGUUGUUGUCAUUACACUGGAUCAAUAGGAGUAAAGUCUGAGCGUACUGAAAUUCCA